GCGGCUGUGGCGGAGGCGCUUCGGCAGCAUGAGUGGCCGCGGGCUUUUGUGGCGCACGGCGGCGGCGGCGCGUUCCUGGCGGGCUCUGGCGGCCUUUACCGCCAGCCGGCGCCCGCUGUCCGCCAGCCCUCGGAGCCGAGCCUUCGCCAAGGAGCUCUUCCUGGGCAAAAUCGAGAAGAAAGAAGUUUUCCCAUUUCCUGAAGUUCGCCAAGAUGAACUUAAUGAAAUCAAUCAGUUUGUGGGACCAGUAGAAAAAUUCUUCACUGAAGAAGUGGACUCUCGAAAAAUUGACCGGGAUGGAAAAAUCCCAAAUGAAACUUUAGAAGGAUUGAAGAGCCUGGGACUUUUUGGGAUUCAAGUCCCGGAAGAAUACGGUGGCCUGGGUCUCUCCAACACCAUGUAUGCGCGGCUCGGAGAGAUCAUCAGCCUGGACGGGUCGAUCAGCGUGAUGCUGGCCGCACACCAAGCUAUUGGCCUCAAGGGUAUCAUCCUGGCUGGCAGCGAGGAGCAGAAGGCCAAAUACCUGCCCAAAUUGGCGUGUGGGGAGCACAUCGCCGCCUUCUGCCUGACAGAGCCCGCCAGUGGGAGUGACGCAGCCUCCAUCAGCACCAGGGCCACGCUGAGUGAAGACGGGAAGCACUACAUCCUCAACGGUUCCAAGGUCUGGAUCACCAAUGGAGGACUGGCCAAUAUCUUUACAGUGUUUGCAAAAACCAAGAUUGAAGAUUCUGAUGGCUCUGGAAAAGACAAAAUCACAGCCUUCAUCGUAGAAAGAGACUUUGGCGGAGUCACCAACGGGAAACCUGAGGAUAAGCUGGGCAUCCGCGGCUCCGACACCUGUGAGGUCCAUUUUGAGAACACCAGGGUGCCUGUCGAAAACGUCCUUGGAGAGGUUGGAGGCGGAUUUAAGGUGGCCAUGAACAUCCUCAACAGCGGGCGCUUCAGCCUGGGCACCGCCGUGGCCGGCAUGCUGAAGAAACUGAUCGGAAUGACUGCUGAGUAUGCCUGCACGAGGAAGCAGUUCAACAAGACCCUCAGUGAAUUCGGACUGAUUCAGGAAAAGUUUGCCCUGAUGGCCCAGAAGACUUACGUCAUGGAAAGCAUGGCCUACCUCACGGCAGGGAUGCUGGACCGGCCUGGCUUUCCCGACUGCUCCAUCGAGGCUGCCAUGGUGAAGGUGUUCAGCUCAGAGGCGGCCUGGCAGUGCGUGAGCGAGGCACUGCAGAUCCUGGGGGGCUCUGGCUACACGAAGGAGUAUCCGUAUGAGCGCAUGCUGCGUGACGCCCGCAUCUUGCUCAUCUUUGAGGGAACCAACGAGAUUCUCCGGAUGUACAUCGCCCUGACAGGCCUGCAGCAUGCUGGACGAGUCCUGACGGCAAGGGUCAAGGAGCUUAAACAGGGCAACGUGGCCACCGUCAUGGAGACCGUUGGCCGGAGACUUCGGGACACCUUGGGCCGAAGUGUGGACAUGGGGCUGACAGGGAAGCUUGGAGCUGUGCAUCCCAGUGUUGGGGACAGUGCCAGCAAGCUUGAGGAAAAUGUGUACUACUUUGGCCGCACCGUAGAGACGCUGCUGCUCCGCUUUGGCAAGACCAUCGUGGAGGAGCAGAUGGUCCUGAAGAGAGUGGCCAACAUCCUCAUCAACCUGUACGGCAUGACGGCCGUGCUGUCCCGGGCCAGCCGCUCCAUCCGCAUAGGCCUGCGCAACCAUGACCAUGAGGUUCUGUUGGCCAACACCUUCUGCACAGAAGCUUACUACCAGAACCUCUUCACCCUGGCUCAGCUGGACAAGUAUGCUCCAGAAAACCUCGACGAGCAGAUUAAGAAAGUGUCCCAGCAGGUGCUGGAGAAGCGAACCUACAUCUGUGCCCACCCCCUGGACAGGACAUCCUGAGUAGAGGGCACUGGACGGCUUCUUUUCCAAGGUGGAGAAUUUAAGGGUUUUAUAACUUGACCCGAGUUUUUCUCCCUGCCCAAGGAGCUGCUGCUCAGCUUUGCCCUACAGGGACUGCUGCCUGACCUGACCCCAGGAUCUGAAGAGACACAGAAUGAAAUUCUUGACCCAGGGCUUGAAGGGGUUCUGCGGUGCCCUCUGGCCCGAGGCUGGCUGUUUUUCUAUUAGCCCACACAUUUCCCAGGGAAUAGCUUAACAUUAACACUUAACAAAAAAGAUAAAACGGUGGUGGUUUUCUCUCCUAGUUGUGUUUUCCCUCAGAUCCCACCUCUGCCAGGUGACCGCAUGGCCUGGAGAGCCCCCUGUGGUGGUAGCUGCCUGCUUGUGGGCAGGGCAGCUGAGGGCCAGGCUG
Talpa occidentalis (Iberian mole) is the source of this 2306-nucleotide messenger RNA. It is a transcript of the gene ACAD9, whose product is annotated as acyl-CoA dehydrogenase family member 9. Gene Ontology annotation, molecular function: acyl-CoA dehydrogenase activity; flavin adenine dinucleotide binding. Bases 29 to 1894 code for a protein of 621 amino acids. The transcript is spliced from 18 exons. The record is from RefSeq and is a predicted model, not a curated record. NCBI's taxonomy places the organism in Eukaryota, Metazoa, Chordata, Mammalia, Eulipotyphla, Talpidae.